CACCUCUUAUGGUUCUGUUUGUUUGGUACAUGUACCUCUGUUCCAUUUCACAUAAGAGAAAACCAAAACCCCAAAGCCUAACAAAUCUGAAAGAGAAUUUGCAGGCUAAUCUGAUUUCCCUUCAGUACAUUCAGACUUUCUUUUUUUAUUAUUUAUUUUAUUUUUAAAUUCUUCUGGGUUCCCAAAAAAAAAAAAAAUGCAUGGAUGUUUAGAGCCCUUGGAUUUGAGCGUUCAGAUACCUUACCAUUUCAGGUGUCCGAUCUCGCUUGAGCUCAUGCGUGACCCUGUCACCGUUAGUACCGGUCAGACUUACGACCGCUCCAGCAUCGAGUCCUGGGUUUCAACCGGUAACAGUACGUGUCCUGUCACUCGUGCUCCGCUCACAGAUUUCAGUCUUAUCCCAAACCAUACUCUUCGCCGCUUAAUCCAGGACUGGUGUGUCGCCAACCGUGCUUUUGGUAUUGAACGCAUCCCGACCCCCAAGCAGCCGGCGGAGCCCAGUUUGGUCAGGUCUUUAUUGAACCAAAUUGCGUCGGAGUCCAAUCCUCAUCAGUCUCGCCUCUCUGCCCUCCGUCGACUCAGAGGACUCGCCCGUGACUCUGACAAGAACAGGUCCAUCAUUUCUUCUCACAACGCACGAGAAGUAUUACUUAAUAUUCUCUUUGCAAACGCUGCGGAUUCCAAUUCUUCGGAUUUGAAGCACGAGGCGCUUGCACUUCUCGUCAUGUUUCCCCUCACCGAGUCAGAGUGUGUGUGCAUAGCUUCAGACUCGGAGAGAAUAAAUUACUUAGUGAAUCUCUUGUUCAACACCUCAAUCGAAGUUCGAGUCAACUCGGCUUCAAUCUUCGAAAUGGUGGUUGCCGGAACAAAAUCCUCAGAUCUUCGAGCUCAAAUCAGCAGCGUAAACAAAAUCUUUGAAGGAGUAAUUGAAAUGCUAAAAAAUCCUAUCUCUUAUCCUCGCGCUCUCAAGAUUGGCAUAAAAGCGCUAUUCGCCUUGUGCCUCGCGAAGCAGACCAGGCACAAAGCUAUUUCCGCGGGAGCAGCGGAUAUUCUAAUCGAUAGACUGGCGGAUUUCGACAAAUGCGACGCCGAGAGAGCGCUGGCCACAAUAGAACUGCUGUGCAGAGUGCCAGCUGGGUGCGCGGCAUUUGUAGAGCACUCGCUGACGGUGCCGCUGCUGGUGAAGACGAUAUUGAAAAUAUCAGACAGGGCAACAGAGUACGCUGCGGGAGCUCUGCUGGCGCUGUGCACGGAGUCGGAGCAGAGCCAAAGGGAGGCGGUGAGCGCUGGGAUAUUGACGCAGCUAUUGUUACUGGUGCAGAGUGAUUGUACGGAUAGGGCAAAGAGGAAGGCGCAGAUGUUACUAAAGUUGCUUCUGGACUCGUGGCCGGAGGAUUCCUCGGGCAAUUCCGAUAAUUUUGUUUGCAGUGAGGUCGUCCCUUAAGUGAUCCUUUGUUCCUCAUCCUCAUAAUUCUUCCUCUCCUCCCUUUUUUUUUUUUUUUAAGUUUUAAAAAGGGCAGAAAAUUGGAAAUUGAGAUUGUAGAUUGGUAUAUAGAGAGAAUGAGAAAUUCUCUAUGUAAGAAUUUGUUUCAAAAAGAUUUUAAGAAAUCUUCUUCUUCUUCUUCUU
This is a messenger RNA of Hevea brasiliensis (rubber tree), 1627 nucleotides long. Its product is annotated as U-box domain-containing protein 26-like. Gene Ontology annotation, biological process: protein ubiquitination. Gene Ontology annotation, molecular function: ubiquitin protein ligase activity. The transcript has a single exon. The coding region runs from base 197 to 1444 and encodes 415 amino acids. The record is from RefSeq and is a predicted model, not a curated record. NCBI's taxonomy places the organism in Eukaryota, Viridiplantae, Streptophyta, Magnoliopsida, Malpighiales, Euphorbiaceae.